Messenger RNA from Cladocopium goreaui, 6438 nucleotides. NCBI's taxonomy places the organism in Eukaryota, Dinophyceae, Suessiales, Symbiodiniaceae. The record is from the annotation of a GenBank genome assembly.
GAGUGCAAAGGAAGCUUCCUUCAACAGCCCAUUUGAUGAAGAAUAUGAACCUUUGUUAGAAGAAUACGACAUGUUCGACGGAGAUGAGGAAGCUGCAAUGUGGAUGCUCCGUUUUUUGGUGCGUCUCAGUGAUGCUUUGUCGCGAGCCGCAGUGGAUUGCACACAAGAUUGGUUUUUCGUAGAUUUGCCGAUCCUGGAUGCUACCAUUACAGAAACUGUCGGUGACCUGCUCCUGUUUGCCGCUGAAUUGGUUGGAAACGACCGGCUGCGACCGGGCCACUUAGCCAUCAGCGCAGGCGUUCCCAAUGAGCGUUUAUGGCAAUGUAAGACACCCUUAAUUGUUCUUUGGAAUCACAUGCACAUCGCCUCGCUCAAGCUCACUGGAGAAGUUCCUGCUUUCGCUUCGCUAAACUCUGCAGACCACACAUCCAAACUAGGCACGCCUGCCGAUGCAACUAAAGAAGAAGGUGAAUACUUUGCCAUGGCAGCCAUACACACUCUGCCUGAGUGGGUCAUAUCUGACGAACUCAAAGAACUUCGAGAAAAACAUGCAACUGGUCCAUGUCGAUUGCCUCAUGAAGAGCUAAAAGAGGUUCUGUCUGACAAGCCGAACAAAGCGAGAAGACCGAACUGGUCUGGUAUUUGCUGCAAACAACACCCCGAAGGCAUAGUUGGCAAUUUGGACAUUGUGUCUUCCAGGAACUUCUCACCUGCAGGUUCCAACGACUUGAAUCGAAUCUCCUGCAUCAGUACGUGGGAGCUCUUGGAUGCCACCGGGCCCUUGGCAGCGUUGCACCAGCGCGUUCUGGAGGAUGCUAUCCUGAACAAUUCGGUCUUCUACAUUGGCAACCAAAGGUUGGUGGAGAGUCUACCUGGACGCUCCAUGAUUCUUGAGAGGGAUGAGGGCUCCGACGGAUGGAUCGCCUUUGAAGGCAUUUAUGACUCUGUCAAGUAUGAAUUCGACAGGAAACGUUUCCGCUAUUUCUUCAUGAUGAAGAUCUUGUGUGGCUUCUGCUUGAACGUCAAGGUCAACGAAGCAACGAGUCCAAUCCUGGCAAUGGGAUGUGACAACAAACGGGUCGAUCAACGAUACCCUAGACCUGUCAGGAACAUGGAUGUUUGUGCGUGCAAGGGAUUGAGCACGAUGAUUACCCGGUGUUCCGAGCCGCAGGAAGGCAUGUUGAACCCUGAGAAUUUUGAAUUCGAAAGGCUCCGAGCAUGCCUUAAGUGUCCUGAAGUUGGAGCACCGGACAAUGGUCAAGCUGGACACGCAAUGAUCAUUGAGAGGGAUGAGGGCUCCGACGGAUGGAUCGCCUAUGAAGGUCGAGCUGGACACGCAAUGAUCAUUGAGAGGGAUGAGGGUUCCGACGGAUGGAUCGCCUAUGAAGGCAGAUGGAACCCUGAGACUUUUGAAUUCGAAAGGUUGAGAGCAUGCUUUAAGUGCCCGGAACGUGGAGCACUUGACAACGGCUCCUAUCAAGGUCGAGCUGGACACGCAAUGAUCAUUGAGAGGGAUGAGGGUUCCGACGGAUGGAUCGCCUAUGAAGGCAAGUGGAACCCUGAGACUUUUGAAUUCGAAAGGUUGAGAGCAUGCUUUAAGUGCCCGGACCGUUGGGCACUGGAUAACGGUUACUCCUCCCAGGAUACUUGGGAUGAAACUGAAGGAACCGGGCACGUUUCGUGCAACGAGUCCCAGCGAAGUCAAAUGGUUGAAGCUUCUUCGGCUAAUAAACUGCAGAUCCUGGAACUGCUAUUGUACGAGCAUCUUGAUCCAAACACUACAGACGCAUAUGGCAGAACCCUACUAGAAUUGGCAGCUGGCGGAGAUCAUCUGGACGUAGGCAAUCUUUUAUUGGAGGCUGGUGCUGAAGCAGAGACGAAAUCAGCCAUAAGCACUCCUCUUUUGACAGCCACUAGAAUGGGCAACACCGAAUUCGUGAACCUUCUGUUGCAGGCUAAUGCAAAUCCUAAUCGUUGCUACUGUGUUCGACCUGGAUUUCAAAAAUGUUGGACACCUUUGAUUUGUGCUGUUCGCCACGACGUGGAUUACGAUUACAGACACGCAACUAUCGUUCCCAUGCUCAUUAAAGCGGGAGCAGACGUGAACUACAGCUGUGAUAGCAUGCCACCCUUGGUUGCUGCAGUCGAGCAGUCGAGUUAUCACAUCAUGUGGUACCUGCUUCAAGCUCAGGCAAAUCCGAAUGUCACGAAUCGCAAUUUGAAGCCAGUUUUGCAUAUUGCCGUCAAAAGAAACGAUCCUACUGCUGUGGAAAUGUUGCUUCAGAACUCUGCUGAUAUAGAAUUGAGAGAUGCUCAGAAUCGAUCAGCCGAGCAGCUUGCAGCCAGUGCUGCUUUGAGAGAAAUGCAAGGCUCAUAUGCAGAUAAGAGCAAUUUGCAGAUACUGGUCUGUGCUGUCAAAAAAACAAGAACUUUUCGUGACUUCAGUACUGCAGAGAACAAGACGAGGAAAAGACGCGAUUGCAAUGCUUGGUCUAACCACAUGGAUGAUAUCAAUUCGGAUGACAAUCGUUCAGAGGAAGAUUGGAAAUCAGACAAUCCCGAAGAAGAUUUGCAGCAAAUCAGUGCCAAACACUACAUGACAGACGAACUUGCUUCCAGAUGGUACAGAAUGAUGUUGAAGACAGUCGAGCUUCUGACAGAUGAUUGUCUUGCAGUUCUGCCUUCUUACUUUGGAGGACCCAGACAAGCUCGUUUAUCUCGUGAGAUCGAAUUGACAUCUGUGGUUCAGAAGCUGCAAGAUUUGAGCUCCGACAUUGUCGACAUGUGCAACGAUAAAUUACUUUCAAAAAAACAGUCUGAGGCAUUGACUGAAAGAAUCCGCAAAAAACGCAAACUUCUGAAAGGUUUUCAUUUGCUGAUCAACCGCUACACGUACAACAAGAAUCAUGGAAUCUCUUUUCACGAUGACAUUAAAGAAGGAUAUGAUGUGGACAAAGAUCCCAUUACUUCUUUCUCCUGCCGACUCGGGUCUUUGCUGGUUAUCAUCUCCAGCACAGCACCAGAGAAACAAGAGAAGACCGAGGGCAAACGUGCGUUUGUUGUGUAUCAGCCUCCGGGAACAAUUCUUGUGAUGGGCGGCAAGUUUCAGAGAGCUUACAAACAUGGUGUACCAAGUUUUCGGGAGAUCAAAGAGCUUCUUGCUUGUGCAGACGACUUGACUACUUGGGACGGUGUGAAACUAAAAUUGGAGUGGUUUUCGAAUUCGAAAGACUUGAUGCGACAGGAAGUUAGACGUAUUGACUCCUUGAAUCUGGUCAACGAGCAAGACGCACGUUGGAACGUCACAAUGCGAAACAGAGCUCGUCCAAGCAAAAGCGGAACACAGGAUGUGAAUCCGGGGAGGGAAACCGAGGAGAAAGAAUCGGAGAAAGAUUCAGAAAAGGAGUUAAAUGAGAUAUUUGACUUCGUUUCUAUUAUUUCUGAUGCCCUGGAGCUGCAGAUAUUAUCAGACGAUCAGAUGAUUGGCAUGGCAUUGUGUGGCAGCCAGCAAAUUCGCAAACAUCGUUUCUCCACAUUUCAGAAACAGUACAAUCUUGGUUACAAUUUGUACAACAAGAUUUCGGCAGCCAAUAUGAAAGUGAAAGAGGAUUUAGACCCGUUACUCGAGGCCGUAGAUCGGAAACUGAGGAGAUUGAAAAACUUGCAGAUGCUUAUUGAGCUUUUGUGGUUGGACAGCGAAGGUCAGGGCAAUUUCAUGAGCUGUACUACUCUGAACCAGCAGCACGAGUUCAACAAGUCAAAUGAUCAUCUGAAUCGGGUUGUGAUGUCCCUCUUUGACUUGAACGAAUGCUUGCCUGUGGACGGCUUUUUGAGCUGGGAUCACAUGAUUGAUGAAGGAUGGCUGGUGUUCAAUUUCGACACUUUACAGGACAAUCGAAAACCCAAAGCGGAGGCAUCUCUCGACUCAUUCUGUAUGGCUAGUUCGGCAGCUGCGAAGCCACGAGCCCGUCCUCGCAAAGUCAUUGCAAUCCAAGACCUUGAUGCACUAAAAGCCAAAAAGCAACAGCUAAAACAAGAUCUCAAAGAGAUGAAUAAAACGGUGAAGGUGCAACAGCAGAAGAAAAGACGUCUCAUGAAAGCUGCUCACAAUUUGCACGAUGAGGACCUUUUAUGGCUUCUACGUGAACGUCAAACCCAACGAAGUGAAGACCCUAAUUCUGCUGAGGAUCAAAAUGGAGAUGCGGCUGAAGAUUUAUCGGCUGAGAAUGUCGAGCCCAAUGAGACAGUGAAUAGUGAGGAACUGGUGAAGUUAAUGAAAAACAUCUCCAAUGAGAUCACCAGAGAGACUGGAGCCACUACAAAACCACGAAAUUCAGUUCGAGCAUCAUUGAGCAAGAAUGUGGACCAAACUAAAUUUGGUAGCUUGGGCAAUGCCUUCGCAAUCAUCUUUGUCGAAGUGUUCGAAGUGGGUACUUUGGCUGCCUGCGAUUGGGAGAUCAUCGAAACUGCACUGGAAUGCAUUGUUGCAGCAAAGCAUGUGAGAGACUUCGAGCUCUUGGACUGGGUCCAAGAGGAGGAAGCGAGAAAAGCUAGGGAAGCAGAGGCGCUGAAGGAGAAAGAAAAUGCUGAGAAGGCUGAACAGGAGAAACUCAAACAACAGCACAUCAUGCGUCUGCAAGAGAUCAGAGAGGUCAAACAACAAUGCGAACGUGAUGAAGCCAAACUUGUGGCGACAUGUCGAGAAUCUUCCAGCUCGCACUAUGUGGAUGGAGCUCCCAAACCAGAAUCUGCCAGAUCAUUCAUUGGUUUGGUGAAACUCUUGAAGAAGCAGCUUACACUGGAGGAUGUACACCAGUUGGCAGUUUUAUCCAAGUCCAUGAAGGAGGUUACAACAAUUUGGCAAAAACUUCUAUCCGACAAUGGGAACGUACUGCCUCCAGAGUGGAACGCAGAAGAAGAUUUGAGAAAUGUGCAACAUCGCUGUGAUGACACACUCUUCAGUCAGGUUGGGAAAGCUCUAGCAACAGUGUUGACCGAAUUGUUGCAGGUGAUUGACCUCGACAUUGAGAAUCUGACUGACAUUGUGGAACAUCUCGACAACAUGUCAUCAACCAAGGAGAAUUUGAACAAUGGUUCAGCACUGGAAAAAAGAAAAUUGGAAUCUUGUCAGAGCCAAGAUGACAUUAGACGACAGAGCCUGGAACAGCUGCGGGCACUGCGACAGAAAAGAGAAGCUGUUGAAGACGAAGAAAAACAGAUUGAAGCACUCAUUGCCGACAUUGACAAACGUCAGAACAGUGCUAAGUUCUCCAGUACAGCAGCAAGCAAACUUGCUGAAACUGUUCCCAAGAGAUGCAUUGAGUCACAAACUCGUGCUCGAAUUUUUAUGGAAGAAUAUCAAAAAAGGAAGCUGAGCAUACCAGCCCAGGAAUCAACAGAGACAAUAAAGAUUGGAGAUCAGAUGUGGAGUCCAACGCAACUGUUCGAAAGAUGCAAGCUUUUGAAAGACGAAAAAGAUCGAGCUUUUGCUGAAAAAAAGAACAAGAAAAAAGGUUGCUCCAGAUCGUAUUUGAAAACUUAUGAAGAAAGAAAGAAGAAAAAUGAGCUGAUUCCAAGAGACAUCAGCAGAGAGGAGCUCGAAAAAAACUUUUUGGAUGCUUUGAACAAGUGCCAGCUGAUGGGGAAAUUGAGGCAGAUGAUAGUGGUUUACGAACCACACAAGAAGCUUAUGCCGGAUGGCAGUGCACACGAAAUGCACUACCACGUUUGUUUCAAGAUGUCUGCAAACUUUGCCCACAAAGGGGUGUCCAACACACUCGCUCAACACUACGGGCUACAUGGACACAUGUCGUACCCGAGGAAAGGCUGGUACCAAAUGGCAAAGUACGUGCUCACAGACUCUGCUGUGAAGCUACCCGUACAUUUAGACCCGACUCCAUUAUUCUGGCCGACAAGAAUGACAAAAGAAGACAUGCUGAAGAAGAUGCAGCUCACCGAAGAGGACUACUUGAAAAAAAGAGCGGAAGAAAAUAGGAUGCAAUGGAAGGAAGAAAGCAACAAUGGCGAUGGUACACAUCAGGACCGAUGGAGAAAAAGAAGGAGAGUGCUCGAUUUCUCCGAAUUUUCCGACUACGUCCUACACCACAAAAUCACAAACGAACAAGAGUUCUGGGUGUUGGCUUGUAAGGAGAAAGAAGCAGGCAAUCCAACUCUGUGGAACUAUGGUGGAACGGCGGCUGUGGCCAAACAAAUCCAGAAAUGCAAUAAGGCACACAUGGCCCAAUUCCGGGACGAUGUCUUUUUAGGCACCUCCAAAGCUACAAGCAAAUAUCCAUUAUCUGCUUUCAACAUCCCAGACGAUAUUCGUGUUUGGAUGAAACACUUCAAAGGUGAAAUGGCUCUUAUCAUCCAAGGAAAAGAGUCGAUUCUUUUCGACGACGUCACACUGCAGAACUUCUCAGUUGACGAGGUGAAGUC